Molecule: messenger RNA, 944 nt
Organism: Triticum aestivum (bread wheat)
Lineage: Eukaryota; Viridiplantae; Streptophyta; Magnoliopsida; Poales; Poaceae
Product: serine/threonine-protein phosphatase 7 long form homolog
Exons: 4
Coding region: 30-944 (304 amino acids)
Biological process (GO): meristem development; meristem maintenance
Source: RefSeq, a predicted model, not a curated record
CUCCAGAUAUUGCGAAAAAUUGUUACCCUAUGUACCACCAGCAGUUUGAGAUACUUGAUGAGGCAGAAGUCACAUGGAACCCGUGGACUCAGGACCAGCUAAAAAUGGUCUUUGAUGCUCGACACUUCACACCAGGCAUGUUGACCGAUAGUGCAUUCUGGCUGACUCGCUGCAACUUAUUGUUCCUGUGGUGUGUUGAACCUUACAACCCAGAGCGUGUAAUGAGACAGUUCGGUCUCUAUCAAGAAAUUCCACCACCUUUUCCCAGACGUAUCGAUGAGGAAACACAUAAGCUAACCAAUAUGGGCAGGGGUUGGAGUUUAUACGAUUGGAGGGAAGAGAACAGUGAAUGGGUACACAAGUGGACAAAUGAAGCGCUAGCAGAUAUAGUGCGUCAACUUAGGCCGUACGAUGGAAGUACAGAUCAAGCGUACAAGCAGUGGUACUGCAUGAACACACGUGCUAGCCUGGCCAGUCAGCCAGCUACUAUACCAACACAUCUCACACAAGAGGAGCAGGCGCGGAGACAUGUUGAGCUGCAUGCAGCUUACUAUCGUGACCACCUGGACACACCUGAUGUUAAUUGGGGCGAUGAGAACACCCAACGCGGCGUCAACACAGGCCUCCGGGGAGCAUCACAUGAUCAUGGCGUCAACACAGGCCUCCGGGGAGCAUCACAUGAUCUUGGCGACACAGUUACAUCAUUAGUUACAGAGUUCUUCGGAGGGGAUGUUAUUGGCCCAUCUUUUAUCCCCCCGGAGUCACAACCAUACGCCUACAAUUACGCUUCAGGUUCGCAACAAGGAUUCGCGACUCCACCACCUACGCAGGACUCGCAGACACAUGAAACCGAAGUGGAGUACGGCCGCGGUCUUCGUGUGACCCAGCCACCUAAUCGCUUGUCGCCUUCCGGUCGUAAGGAAAGGCCAGGUGGUCGUCGUUAA